Messenger RNA from Microthlaspi erraticum, 3543 nucleotides. The record is from the annotation of a GenBank genome assembly. NCBI's taxonomy places the organism in Eukaryota, Viridiplantae, Streptophyta, Magnoliopsida, Brassicales, Brassicaceae.
AUGGAGAUGACAAAAGGAAAUCCGAUUAUGGCGGACGAGAAUCGCUGCAGCGGCAACACUGUCGCGAUCUGCGUCCGUACACUUACCGGAGAAUCAACGACGAUUAAAGUUUCCUUGGACGGAACAAUUCAUGACCUCAAGAUUGCGCUAAAAUCCUCUUUCCCUCCUGCUUUUUCGUCUCCCAGUUUCCAAUUGUUCUUCAAGGGUACGAAAUUGAGUUUGAACAGUAGAGUAGCUACUAUUACUAUUAGUGCUGGUGAUUUCUUAGUUUUGGUUCCGUUUGCUAAGAAGGAACGUCCUCAGACUCCAAAACCAGAUUUACCAGAGCCUUCCUUGAGUUCAAGAUUCUCAAAUUCCAUAGCCGAAAACACUAAAAGAGCUGAGAACCAUUCUGUUGGGGUGAAACGGAAACGGGAACAAGAAACGUGUCCAGUUGAAUUCUUAAAAGGCGUUUUGGAGUCUGAUUGUAAAGAUGAAUUUAAGGGUCAGAAGAACACAGAGAAGCUUGCUGAGGUUUUGGGGUCUAGGAAUUGCUUGACAUCUCCAGGUUUUGCAAAGUGCGUGAUGUCAAGGGAAACAAGCAACUAUUCAUGUUCUUGUCCAGAUUGGUUGAAACUGUCAAUGGAGACGUUCACCUUUUUGAAUCUCUUUUCAUCUCUUGUUGAAUCACAUGGAGAAAAACUAUACUUUACCCGCUUGGAGGAAUCGCUUGCCCGGUUAGCAGUGUCUGGAGUUCGUGUCGGUAUAGAGGACGUAAAGAAUCUCUCAAUUAUAUGCCCCAAGGUAGUAAAGGUUAUCACUGAUGAGUAUGAGGCUGUGAACUACGAGAAUGCUAUAGUUAUAGCUGAUUUUCUUGAGGCAGAUGGAUGUGAUGAAAAAGAAAAACCAGGUCGGCCAAAAACUCCACUUGCAAAGGUCUUUAGUUCUAUGAAAAAGCGGGAGAGUUCCUUCAAGGCUGAAUUGUGGAACUCCAUCAAAUCCUUACUGUUAAAAGAUCGAAGUAAGAAGGGAGUAACUGUUUCCUUGGAGGACAUGCUUAUAUUCGCCAUGGAUGGUAAAAAGGUUGGUGAAAACGAAGCUACCGUAGCUGGAAAAGGCAGUUGUCCUCGCUCUGGUUCUCAUUCGUCCCGGCCUUUGUGUAAAGACACAAAGUCAUUGCUACCAGUGGAGAUGGUUGAACACCUCAGGAAGGGCUUUGGAUCUAAAGGACAGAUAGUUCACGUUGAAGAUAUCAAAGCUAGGAAAGCUGCCUUCGUAGAAAUACCAGAUGGGCUCUCAGAAAUCACGAAGUCUGCCUUGAAACGAAUCGGAAUCAAUACACUAUACAGCCAUCAGGCUGAUUCGAUUUCAGCAGCCUUGUCUGGGAAGAAUGUUGCGAUUGCAAGUAUGACUUCCAGUGGAAAAUCUCUUUGCUAUAACAUUCCAGUCUUUGAGGAACUGACCAAAGAUACAGAUGCUUGUGCCUUGUACUUAUUUCCGACCAAGGCCUUAGCUCAGGAUCAAUUUAGAGCGUUGUCUGAUUUGAUAAAAGGAUACGAAGCUAGCAUACAUAUGGGGGUGUAUGAUGGUGAUACUCCUUAUAAGGAUAGAACAAGGCUGAGGAAUCACGGUAGACUGCUGAUCACAAAUCCAGAUAUGUUACAUAUGUCAAUCUUGCCUCUUCAUGGACAAUUCAGCCGGAUUUUGUCAAACAUUAGGUACAUUGUAAUCGAUGAAGCUCAUACUUACAAGGGAGCAUUUGGCUGCCACACAGCCCUGAUACUGAGAAGAUUUCGCCGCCUCUGCUCUCAUGUGUAUGGGACGAAUCCCUCAUUCAUAUUUUGCACUGCAACUUCUGCUAACCCUCGAGAACAUUGCAUGGAGCUUGCAAACCUAUCUGAGCUCGAGCUGAUAGAAAAAGAUGGAAGUCCUUCCUCUGAUAAGCUUUUUGUCCUGUGGAAUACCUCAAUCUUGCCCAAAAAUAAACCUGAAGAAACUGCGAAAGCCAUGAGUAGUAAUGGAGAUGCUGCAGAUCAAUCGUCAAGCCCGCUUUCUGAAGUUGCACACUUUUUCGCGGAGAUGGUUCAGCAUGGCCUACGUUGCAUUGCUUUCUGUCGAUCUCGAAAAAAUUGUGAACUCGUUCUCUGUUUUACGCGUGAAAUUCUCUCUAAGACUGCUCCUCACCUGGUUGACGCCAUAUCUUCAUAUCGUGGAGGUUACAUUGCUGAGGAUCGGAGGAAAAUAGAGAGUGACUUAUUUGGUGGAAAGCUUUGUGGUAUUGCUGCAACAAAUGCACUUGAGUUGGGGAUUGAUGUUGGUCACAUAGACGUAACUCUGCAUUUAGGUUUUCCCGGCAGUAUUGCUAGUCUUUGGCAGCAAGCAGGUCGGUCUGGAAGACGAGAAAGGCCUUCUCUUGCCGUAUAUGUUGCCUUUGACGGUCCGCUUGACCAAUACUUCAUGAAGUUCCCGAACAAACUCUUCCGUAGCCCAAUUGAGUGUUGCCAUACCGAUUCACAGAAUCAACAGGUCGUUGAGCAGCAUUUGGCUUGUGCUGCUCUUGAACACCCAUUGAGUUUGCAGUACGAUGGAAAACACUUUGGUUCUGGCCUGAGCAACGCUGUUGAAUCGCUCAAGAACAGAGGAAUCCUGAGCUCUGAUCCGUCUCGUGAUUCUGCUGCUAGGAUAUGGACCUAUAUUGGUCGAGAGAAAAAGCCUACACAGAGAGUCUCAAUCCGGGCCAUAGAGACGGAAAGAUACAGAGUCAUUGAAAAGAGUAGUAACGUUGUCCUGGAAGAAAUCGAGGAAAGCAAAGCCUUUUUCCAGGUCUUUGAAGGAGCUAUUUACAUGAAUCAAGGAAGGACAUAUCUGGUGGAGACUUUGGAUACAAAAGAAAAGAUAGCUUUGUGCAAAAUAGUAAACGUGGAUUACUACACUCGGCCUCGGGAUUACACUAAUAUCCAUGUAACUGGUGGUGAAACUGCUUACGCAUUUAAAGUUCCAAAGAAUCAACUUGAGAAGACAACAGCACAAGCUCAGGCCUGUAGCGUGACAACAAAGUGGUUUGGAUUUUACCGUAUCCGGAAAGCCAAAGUAAUUGAUGAAGUUGACCUCUCACUCCCAAGUUACUCUUACCAAUCACAGGCUGUUUGGAUUCAAGUCCCCCAGUCAGUAAAAUCAGCAGUGACGAAGGAAAAAUUACGUUCUGGCUUACACGCCGCUUGCCACGCUCUUCUCCAUGUUGUUCCACUAUUUGUGCGUUGCAACUAUUCAGACUUGGCUCCGGAGUGUGCAAAUCCGAGUGAACAAGGCUAUUUUCCAGAGAGGAUCUUACUAUAUGAUCGUCAUCCUGGAGGAACAGGCAUAUCCGCACAGAUCCGUCCUUUCUUCAAUGAGCUUCUAAAAGCUUCUCUUGAUCUCUUAACUUCUUGCUGCUGCUCAGCUGAAACUGGUUGCCCCAGUUGCGUUCAGAAUUAUGCUUGCCACAAUGAGGUGAUACAUAAGAAUACAGCCAUAAUGAUCAUUAAGGGCGUUUUGGAAGCGGACCAAUUGUAUUUUCAAUCAUGA